AUGCACCUCAUGUACACAAUGGACGACAAGGGAAACCGCGUCUACACCCUCAAAAAGCUCACCGCCGCUGGCAAAGUAGCUAAAUCCGCCCACCCCGCUCGUUUCUCCCCUGAUGACAAGUUCUCCCGUCAUCGCGUGACCAUCAAGAAACGGUUCGGUAUCCUCCCCACUCAGCUCCCUUCCAAGCCAUUAUGA
This is a messenger RNA of Dioszegia hungarica, 195 nucleotides long. RefSeq names its product nucleolar RNA-binding protein. Gene Ontology annotation, molecular function: box H/ACA snoRNA binding; telomerase RNA binding. The record is from RefSeq and is a predicted model, not a curated record. NCBI's taxonomy places the organism in Eukaryota, Fungi, Basidiomycota, Tremellomycetes, Tremellales, Bulleribasidiaceae. Gene Ontology annotation, cellular component: box H/ACA telomerase RNP complex; box H/ACA snoRNP complex. Bases 1 to 195 code for a protein of 64 amino acids. Gene Ontology annotation, biological process: rRNA pseudouridine synthesis; snRNA pseudouridine synthesis; positive regulation of telomerase RNA localization to Cajal body. The transcript is spliced from 5 exons.